This is a messenger RNA of Symbiodinium pilosum, 1812 nucleotides long. The record is from the annotation of a GenBank genome assembly. NCBI's taxonomy places the organism in Eukaryota, Dinophyceae, Suessiales, Symbiodiniaceae.
AUGGAUGCCAUGGAGCUGCCCCAAAAGGAUACCGAUGGCAGCGCUACGGUCGUAGAGGAGGUCCUGCGAAUCCACCGGAGGGAGAUGGCAGCUUUGCUCACUGACUGGCUAUCCAGACUGGAUGUGACACUGGCUACAUCUCUCGUACCAACAGGCAUCCGCUCCCCGAACCCGCAAGCCUAUGGCAUCCGAAGUUCCAUCAGAACGGCUAGGUCCGGGUGGAAGCCGUCGAAAGCCUCGACAAAAAGCGGGUUCAGGCUCGAGGACGAGACCUCUGACCCAGAGUCCGCAUUAGAGGAUCAAGGGGGCUGUGUGAUGAGCCCAUCAUUGAGCCCCAAAGCCGCGCAAACACCUGAAGACUCCAUCGAAGAGGGCUCAGAAAUGGAGUCUGCAACAUCACCCAUGCGGCCUGCACGAAUGGACAGUGCCCUGAGCUAUGAAGAGGCGAAGAUGACUGAUGUUGAGAUCUCUAAAGCGUGGCACAUGGGCCUCGGAUCAGGAGGCCUCAGAGGAGCGCCACGCGCGAGCUUGACGUUGGGCUGGUGGAACAAGUUCCGCCUGCAAGUGGCAAAUGCCAUGAACUCUGAGAAGGCCACUGCAUUUUGGACCUUCCUGAUCCUCACCAACUCCAUUUUCCUGGGAAUUCACCUGCAGUGGAGUUCAACCGCCAGGGAGUCAACUCCAAACGACACAUUUGAUGUCAUACAUUUGGUGUAUGCUGUGCUGUUUACAUUGGAGGUGGGUCUGCGCAUCAUUGCCUUUGGACCCCGAGAAUAUGUCUGCAACAAAGAUUGGAAAUGGAAUUGGCUGGACUCGUUUGUGGUAAUCACGGCCUGGAUCGAGUUCGUAGCAGAUAAAGUAGCCGCAGGAGGCGGUGAUAUGCGCGGGACUAACACGAAUCUUCGCAUCAUCAGGGUGCUACGCUUGGGCAGACUGGUACGUGUCAUGCGCAUCGUUCGCGUGGUGCGUUUCAUCCGUGCCUUGCGUACUCUUGUGGCCUCUCUCAUGGGAACAUUAAAGUCACUCUUCUGGUCUUUUCUUCUCCUUUUCCUGGUAAUCUACAUAUUUGGCAUACUGUUCACAGAUGUCGCACUGGAUUUCGCCAUGGAGAACAACUUGGCUGAUGACAAUUUAACAGUGGUUUACUUUGGCAACCUCUACAAAUCGAUGAAUACGCUUUUCCGCGCCAUCUCAAAUGGUCUGAGCUGGGCGGAGGCUGCAGAGUCCUUUGCUCCAGCAGGUCAAUUCUGGGUCCAGUGCUUUCACCUGUACGUGGCUUUCUGCCUGCUGGCUUUACUGAAUGUAAUGACUGGUGUUUUCUGCAACAGUGCUAUCAAAGCCGCCGAGAACGAUCACGACCUUGCGGUGCAGUCGUUGGUGCAGACAAGGAAGGAGAUGCAAGACCAGGUUGCCCAGCUCUUCAGGACCAUUGACGAGCGUGGAUUGGGACAAGUGACUAUCUCGGAGUUCGAGCGCAACUUCGACAAAGAUGCGGUCAAGGCUUUCUUCGAAGUGUUGAAGAUAGGCGCCGUCGAUGCUUGGACUUUAUUUUCCAGCUUGGACAAGGAUGGCGACCACACGGUCAGCGUCGAUGAAUUUACUGAACGCUGUUUGCAGCUCCAUGGCCCUGCAAGGGCUGCCGAUUUGUUUGCGAUGAAGCAGCAAACUGCAAAAUUGGCAAGGCAGCUGCGAAGAAUGGAGGAGCUUCAGGGUCGCCUGAUCUUUCAAGUUGCUCAGAUGACGCGUUCUAUGGUGACUUCUGAGGAGGCAAACGGCAUUGAAAAAGCUGAGCAAGUCACCUUCAAGUUCUAA